This is a messenger RNA of Durio zibethinus, 1575 nucleotides long. Lineage: Eukaryota; Viridiplantae; Streptophyta; Magnoliopsida; Malvales; Malvaceae. The record is from RefSeq and is a predicted model, not a curated record.
AUAGCCAUGGAAUUCGGCAUGUGCUUUUGUUGACUCCAUUGCUAGCUUUGAGCUUCAUCCUCCCUUAUAAAAAGGGCCUUUUCUUAGGAGCUUGAACGCAUAAAAACAGCCGCCAAAGCCCAAAGAAAUAUGAGAGCCAAGUGCACUCCGAAGAAGCCACAAAUCAUACUGGUUCCAUAUCCAACACAAGGCCAUGUAACUCCCAUGCUUAAGCUAGGCUUAGCCUGCCUUAACCAUGGGUUCCAACCCAUCAUUGUAACCCCAGAGUUCAUUCACCAUCGGAUCGUAGCCAACAUGGACCACAAAGAUGAAGUUAGGUUCCUGUCAAUACCAGAUGGCUUAGACGAAGAGGGUCCUCAUGAUUUCUUCGCCAUUGAGAAAGCUAUGGAGAAUAUCAUGCCAAUACAUUUGGAGAGUCUCAUUCAUAAAGUUGAUGCAGAAGAAGAAGGAGAUGGAGAAGUGGUUUGUAUGGUUAUUGAUUUGUUAGCUUCAUGGGCCAUUCAAGUUGCCAACCGAUGUCGGAUCCCUGCCGCCGGUUUCUGGCCAGCUAUGGAAGCCACUUAUCGGUUGAUCACCGUCAUACCGGACAUGAUCCAGUCCGACCUGAUUUCUGAUACAGGGUGUCCCCAACAUCCUGGAGCCAUUGUCUUCUCCCGAUCGAGUCAGGCUUUACUAUCAACCGAAGAUCUUCCAUGGUUAAUUGGAACCCAAGCUUCAAGAAAAGCAAGAUUCAAAUUUUGGUACAGAACCCUGGAACGUUCAAGAACACUUCGAUGGCUCCUGGUGAAUCCCUUUCCCUAGGAGUAGAUUGAUGAUGAUGAUGAUAUGGUCAUAUCUCUCCAGCUGACAAUCCAAUUGUUUUUCCAGUUGGACCUUUGACUAAAGCUCAAUCAAUGGUGAAGAAUCCUAGCUUUUAGGAAGAAGAUAUUAGCUGCUUAGAUUGGUUGGACAAGCAGAAGCCUAACUCAAGUCAUCUACGUUUCAUUUGGGAGUUGGGUUAGUCCCAUUGGAGACUCCAAAAUCCAAAGUCUGGCAUUGACACUUGAAUCAUUAGGGCGACCAUUUAUUUGGGUGCUGGCCGAUGCUUGGCGACAAGGUUUACCACAUGGGUAUUUGGAGACAGUUUCAGAGCAAGGCAAAAAUUCGACCAUGAAAGCCAUACAAUGCCAGAAACCACUCUGGUGCUAUCCGAUCGCCAGCGAUCAAUUUGUCAAUUGUAAAUAGAUUGUUAAAGUUUGGAAAAUUGGAGUUAAGAUUAAUGGAUUUGGACAAAAAGAUGUUGAGGAAGCUUUGAGAAAGGUGACAGAUGAUGGUGAAAUGAAAGAAAGAUUGAUGAGGCUAUAUCAUAGGACCAUUGGAGAUAAGACUAAUUCUAGAGUUGUAGUUAAUCUCAGGGCUUUUUUUUGGACUCAACCAAGUCCAACUCACAAUUCAAUACCCUAAAAGAUGUUAAACAUUUUAGUUUGUAAUUUUUGUAAGAAGAUACACCAACAAUGCACAAUUUUACCACCGAACUUUGCUCAAAACGUGCAUUUAAAUUGAAUUUUUUUUUGUUUUAAGUUUAAUUUAAAAUUU